Messenger RNA from Protopolystoma xenopodis, 4113 nucleotides. The record is from the annotation of a GenBank genome assembly. Lineage: Eukaryota; Metazoa; Platyhelminthes; Monogenea; Polystomatidea; Polystomatidae.
UUGCAAAUUAUUCUCUAUUUUCUUUCUAGACUCAGUCGACGUGAUCUUUAUGAGGCUUGGCAGACUGACUUUCCACAAACAGAUUUUCAAACAAAUUACUACGCUCACCGCAACAUUGGCUCAACUAAUUAUAGCGACCACCCCAUUGACUCUGGUGCUGUAAAAUCCGAGAAUACAGUCAACAAGUCAUUUGCUUGGAAUCACAUCACAACUGCCAUAAACUCUUCUCCUCGUUCACCCUCCUUUAGUCCGCCAUCCGAGCGAUUGUCCGUCAAUAAUAGGACUUGGCAGGAUACUAGACUAUCUUUUGAACAGUACCACAAGGAUGGACGCUCUAUAUCUAAAGAAACAACUAACCCGACUGCUUCUGUCAGUAGUGGUCGCUCUGAGGUCAACUUUAAUCGUGUUAACUCGACUCUAAACUGCCUUGGACCUAUCGCCCUGAACAAAGAGAACAAGCAGAACGGAGACCUGAUCUUACCUUCAGAAUCAGAAAAUUCUAUACUCUCAGUUCCGGACAUUGGUCUUUCCGUGAGGAAUUUGCAGAAAAAAGCGAGGCCCCAGACUUUUGUAAUGGACAAUUCUUUUGCUUAUACAAUGGAUAAAAAAUACAAAGUAAGGGAGGGUAAAGAACAUGGAAAAAGCACUGAAGAUGAUUACGAUGUUGCCCUUCAAAUGAAAACGGUUUUUGACCACUCAAAAAACGGAGAUGAUAGCAAAGGAAGCAAUAGAAAGGAAGCUAGAGAGGACAAAAAAAAUAAAAUGAUUGAGACAAGUGAAAAUAUGAUGGGAGAAGAAGAAGAAAAUGAACGCGCAAUACGAAUAACAUCCGAUCAAGAAUGUAAAAGUGUACUGAAAGAGGAAGACGGUUGUAUACUUCCAGGAGUUAUUCGUGAGGAGCUUAGUCCAUACUUGUUAAAGGAGCUAGACCUCCGUCGGGCCAAAAUAAGGCGGCUCAACCAAUUGAUAUCGUUUUUCCAGUCUGGCAGACCACUCUGGCAAUUGCCUUCCGAGCUGGCCCCAGCUCUUGUCAGACUAUUUGAGACUAGUCCUGUUCUUGCCUCUUCAGCCGAAUCGUUGGCUUCCAGCACAAUCUCAAACUCAACCUUAUAUUCCACGGGUACCUCUAUAGGUAUUUCCACGGGUACUUCUAUAGGUACAUCCGCAGAUACAACCACAGGGGUCUCUACCAAAAAUGUUCCAGUACACGCCCCUUCAUCUUCACCUUCUGAGGCGCCGGUGCACAUUUCAAAAUGCCUUUGCAACUCUACAAAUCAGUUCGAGCAAAAUACAUAUCAUAUGCCAAUGUGUCAGACCUGCUACAAUACAAAAUCGAUGGCAGGCAGAUGUCAGUUGCAUGAGGGCUGCCCACAUCCAUGCGGUCGACAUCAGCAGCAGCAUUGCCAUGUGAAUCAGCGAAGUGGCAGUUGCUCACUUAGUUGCCAUAGUUUGAGGCAAGUGUCGGACACCGAUAAUAUAAAGAAGUUGUCUUCACAGAACAAAAAAGAAAUAAGAGUAGGAAAUCAUUUGGCGUGCUGUUGUUCCUUGAAUCUCAGUCCGACUAACUCUCCUGUCACUAUCACAGAUGCCUUCGGGCCAAGGGUGGACUGUCUGACCAGUUUCAACAGCGUUCCUCAGUCGACAGCCGGCUUAUCCACCCGAUCGUUCGCAUCGGCCUCAUCUAGCAUGACUGUAACUCCCACCAUGUUGAGGCAAGUAAAUCAGACAAACGUACGGUCGGAAGAGAAGUUAAAUCAACAAAAUGAAAGAAUAAUAACAACCUCAGACUGUAUUCCUGAUAAAUACGAAAAUGAGAAAGAGGAGGAGUAUAAGGAGGAUCAGAAAGCCAAAAGAUUGAUAAAAGAAGAUGAAGAAGAUAGCACACUAACGGGAUAUUCUGUAAAUUCAGUUAAGAAACUAAAUACAGAACAGGAUCUCAAGAUUUUUAUUAAUCCAUAUCCUGCCCCUGGUCCUAGUGAAGCUUGGAAUUCGAAAGAUUCUGAAUGUUUCAUAAAGCGACCUAAGAGCUCCCGGGGCCGAACAAAUCCAAGCCAAAGUUAUGCUGCAACAUUUUCUAAUCCGAGUGUAGGGGCCAAUGUGACUAACGGAAAAAACAAGUGCCAGCCUGCCCCUGGUGAAAGGGUAGAACCAGGGAACAAUGAAAAUGAUUGGCAGAAUUUUGAAUCGAAAAAGAGGGUGAAAUUAGAAACGAAAAAACAAUUAGCUACUGAAGCACAAGGUUCAAAUUCCGCAAGGUGUGACGGCUUUGCGGAACGUCUGUUUAAUGGAUUUGAAUCUGGAGGAAAGAUUGGAUCGAAACAAUGGAGUCUUGAUCAUCAUAAACGAACAAGCUGCAUCGCUCAUUUGAAUGAACUGCACAGAAAUAACUUUCUAGAACACCGACAUCAAUAUGAGUUAAGAACUUUAUGUGCAUUUCGAGGAGUCGAAAAAGCUACGCAGACUGUUCGUAUCACCAGAGAUAAGAGUAUAGACUCGAAAGAUCUAGAUGUAAUUCAGGAGCAUAUUUCUCAGACUGGCCAAAUUGCCAAAUCAACUUCAAGAUCAUCAUAUGUUUAUGGUCUUCUUGGCUCCGGUCUAUGCCUCACUGAUCUUGCUAUAGGCUCAGCACCCUCGGGCAAGAUAAGUUCCACCGAACAUUCUACCACUAAUAAUCAUGCUAAUUCGCAUGCUAGCUCGGACCUAAAGCAUCCUUCUAAAUCUGAAUCAGGUUACGAGUAUGGUUCAAGUUCCAUAUCCUUAUCAUCAAUCACACCCAGAUCUGAGCCUGAAUCUGAGACCACUUCACUUCCAUUCAAGGUUUCAAGAUGUGCUGUUGGGCUAAAAACACGAAAUAAAGACCGUGAUGCCUGUAUUUCAAACUCUAUCCCACAUGGAGCUCACACUUGCCCUCUGAAACAACUGUUCCAUAACAUAAAUGAAAUAAAUGGGGAGGAAAGCGGAAAAAAAUCAGAUGUACAAGUAAAAGAGGAGACCUAUAGUACCAGAAAAAUCCCAAACAUCUCACUCUUUCGCAGCAAUAAACCGAAACUAAACUACAUUAAUCGAGUUUGUACUUUACUGAAUCGCUUAACCAACGAAAUUUCGGCUAUGCAUCGUCAACUGGCCUUCCUAACACAGAUGAAGCCCACCAUUAUCAACCCCAACAGUUCAGUUGCAACCGCCUUUGAAUCCCAAAAUGGCGUCCUCACCAACCUUUCACUUGCAGAAUUUCCCAAAGGCUCCCAGUUUUCCAGACAUGUAUCCACUCCUUCAGAUAACUUGUACAACUCAUCUUGUUGCCACGCCUGUCCAUUAUACCCCAAUCAGAUUCAUAUGCCUAAUCUGCCCUCAGUCCCCUGCUUGACUAACUUUAAUUUCCCACCAUCUUCCCAUACUUGGCAUCAGAAUGAAAAUCCAUGCAAACAGGCGCAAAGCCGAUCUCUACUUUGUAUUGAUUGUCAAUGUGCUUACCACAUGAGCCAUUCUAACCCUGUCUUUCGUUCAAAUGUCCUGCCAGCUAAUAAUAUUUGCCUUUGCCAGACAUGCCACCAGCAAAAUUGGGUACCUUUCAACGUGAAAAAGCAGGAAAAAUCGCAUAAUCUGGAGCACUUAGUCUCGCCCCGUCAGGCCUGCACAUUUUUUAAACCCACAUCGUCACCACCACUAUCCCACCAUUCUCUCUCAGCUUAUCAUUCUCCACAUUACAGUCACUCUCUGCCUCAUCCUGCUUCUUCUCAGCAUUAUUAUCAUUCUUCCUCCCAUUAUAGCCAUUUUACUCCUAGGCCUCAUAUUGAUUGCAAUCACUCCGAGGGGCUGACUCAUGUCUACACUAGUAACUCCACGCCUUUAAUGGAACGGGAUCAUCAGCACUACUCAACAAAACACUUUAGUGAGCAGGUUCUCCCAGAAAAGCGAUCAUGUUCUUCAUUUAUUUCUUGCUCUAAAGAAUCGAUAGCCUCUGGCUUCCAGGUUGGCACCUUCCCAGCCGUCGAUAUUAACUUCUCGAAUGAGGGAAAUCUUACGGCCCAGAAUUUACUCAUAAAACAAGCAACCUCAUUGAGGAAUGCCGAUAGUGCCAAUAAGGUAACAAUUUUUAAAGAAUUGGCUCUAUAA